Messenger RNA from Penicillium antarcticum, 957 nucleotides. RefSeq lists its product as uncharacterized. Bases 1 to 957 code for a protein of 318 amino acids. The transcript has a single exon. NCBI's taxonomy places the organism in Eukaryota, Fungi, Ascomycota, Eurotiomycetes, Eurotiales, Aspergillaceae. The record is from RefSeq and is a predicted model, not a curated record.
AUGUCUUGUCUAUCGCCUCCGACAGACGCAACUACGAUAACAUCACGACCCAAACUCACCCUUCAAACCACUGCUCUCCCUCGCACAUUUGGCAGCUCAACAACCGGCCUAUCGUUCUCCUUCGCAGCGGCACCAACAUCCUCUCCCACCGUCCGCAACACCUUCAAGAAUGCCUACGAUGUCGCAUCCCCCUCCUCCGCCACCAGCUCUCCCGUGAAAUCCUCCCGGUUCAACCCCAAACCGACCUCACCCUACGUCACCCACCCCAAUAAUGUCUUCAACUACCGCAAUCCCUACCAACUCCCUCUUGGCGUCCGCAGCAUCUUACGCAACUCCCCACUCGACUCAGCCUCAAGGCGCCGAGGCUCCAUUUCUGCGGGCGGCAAUGGACACAACGCAGGCACCCGCCGAGUCUUCUUCCCAGCAAAGAAACAAGUCAGCUACCGGUGCCCACUGGAAGAAGAGAUCCGCACCGAACGCUACACGGCCCAACAUCUAGAUCUCCUCCGGGCGGAGACGGUCCAAAACGAGGCAGACAAGACCCCACUUGAAACCGGCCCCGGCCCCAGCCCCGAAAACGAAGACGAAAAAAAUAGCGAUUCGGAUUCUAGUACGUCAUUGUCCGAGAGCGCCUCGGGCGAUGACACUAGCGCUGACGAAGGAGCGCGCGAUAAUAAUAUCUCACUCACGAAGGAGGAGCGCAAGAAACGGCGCACGCUUCGUAUAGAGCGCCAGGUUCGGGCGGUAGCUUUGCUGGAUGGGUUUGAGGCUGAUCCGUAUGCCGCGUCUACGCCCCAGACACCUCACCAAGGUCGAUUAAAGCGCCGUCGGGAGUGGAAGUGGACUUUGGGUCCGGUGGGGAGUGACUCAAAUCGGGCAGAUGAUUCUGUGCAAUCUUUAUCGCCCCCAUCGGAGUUGGGGCUCUCUGAGACAUCCGCUAACUCCGGUCAUCAAUAA